Messenger RNA from Amyelois transitella, 1727 nucleotides. RefSeq lists its product as uncharacterized. NCBI's taxonomy places the organism in Eukaryota, Metazoa, Arthropoda, Insecta, Lepidoptera, Pyralidae. The coding region runs from base 681 to 1691 and encodes 336 amino acids. The record is from RefSeq and is a predicted model, not a curated record. The transcript has 6 exons.
CGAUAAUUGAGAAACAAGAUCACGUCCAUGUGGUCGUUCAAAAUUCUUGUGUAAUUUUAUAAAAAAAGCUGAAUUAAAAGACAAAAAAUGGUAAAAACGACAGUUUGCAAGCCUCAAGUUCACGCCACGAAAAGUCGUGAGCUGAAAGGGGGAAUUCUUUACAUCGACUGUCACUGUCUGCGUCGAAAUGGACUGCAGUAUGAUUGCAAGAGGACUGGAUGCCAGAAUUCACCCCUAUGCGAAUCUCUACCCGCACCGCAAUGCCAACCCGCUGAUGUUGCUUGUCAAAGACAUCGUUUAAAUCCACACGCAGAAGCACUCACUGCAAUAUGUAAAAUGCGUAAAUAAAUUCCAGAUGAAGUCAGGAUAUAUCAAUUGAAUAGCUCAAUAUAAACCUCUUUGAUCCGAUACAUUGAAUUCAAAUAAAGAAAGCAAAAAAAAAAUGCCACCCGAAAUGAACGAAUUGACACAGAACUAGUUUUGGAUUAAUCGUAUUUAGAUGUAUUUUUGAUUUAUAAAAUUAUAUAAAAAUUGAAUAGUUAAGAAAAUUCUAAAUUGUACAAGUAACUGUUUUUUAUAAUCCAUGUAAUUAAAACAAAUAUAUAAAAUAAAAUUUUGAUAAAAUUCUCCUUCCCUCUGAUUUUAUGUAAUAUCGGACCGCUGCCACUCAAUUCUUAACCAUGUGUUCUCCUUGUGGUCCUAUGGUGUGUUACAAAUAUGAAGACUGCGGUCCACCGAAGGGAAGACCCUCCGCUGGAGCUUCAGAAGCAGAGGAAGGCGGCUCAAAAAAAAAGGCCGAAAAGGAAAAUCAGCUGAAACGUAUUAAAAGCAGAGAACUGCGAGGCGGAAUUAUGUACUAUAGUUGCCAUUGUAUCAAGCGGAAUGGCUUACAACACGACUGUCGCCGAACCGGGUGCGGUGGCGAACCCGCAUGCUUGGUGUUGCCAGACCCGCUGUGUGCUCCGAGCCAGCUAGCGCGAGCGCGCGGCCUCGCAGACCCGGCACCUCUAGCAGCGCAUAUGCGUGCUCAAGAUGGCGGUGCUGGCGGAGCGUCUUCAGAUUCUGGUUCCGGAAGCGGAAAAAGAUUUAUCGUUUGUGAGCUGAAGGGCAUUAUGCCAGAUGUGUCUGCAGAUAAAGGAGGAAAAUGUUGUAAGUGUCCUUCUAGUCAUGUUCAAACAAAAAUCCCUGGGAUUCGGGCUUGCAUUUGUCUCCCUGAUAACUGCCCGUGCUCUACUAGCGCGAGCUCUCCUGGUGACCAGCUAUCAAUGUAUGCUUUUGACGAGGCAACACUUGCAAAAAUAUUCGAUAGUUUCGAUAAAAAAGAAGUGGUAAAAGAAGAGGGCCGCGGUGGGGUUCAUGGACGAAAAUCGCAAAAGCCCGUCACCAAAGCAGAGCCUUGCACCAGGCCAGGUUGUGUUCAUUGGAAGCCUCCGCCGCCGUGCGUUUGGGACCUGCCUUGUAAAGCAGAUUGUUUCGAGGCGCAUCCUGGAAUCCAGCCCGGUCGCAAUAAAUACAUGAGCGGCGGCAUGAUUGAGGGCGAAACUUGCCGUAGUGGGCGGCGACCUGGAGUAGUAAUGCUGUCCCCAGAAUAUUGCUAUUAUGCAGGUUGUUCUACCCCGGGCGGCACGUCGACAGGAGCCAGCGGUGGGCCGGCGGCGGGGCUGCCUAUGCUAGUCAUGAAGCUUUGCUAGUCUCUACAAGAGGCUGAUUUUCAGAAAUAUUAAGAA